Messenger RNA from Panicum hallii, 1927 nucleotides. Its product is annotated as chitinase domain-containing protein 1. The coding region runs from base 388 to 1743 and encodes 451 amino acids. The record is from RefSeq and is a predicted model, not a curated record. Gene Ontology annotation, cellular component: extracellular region. Gene Ontology annotation, molecular function: chitin binding; oligosaccharide binding. Lineage: Eukaryota; Viridiplantae; Streptophyta; Magnoliopsida; Poales; Poaceae. The transcript has 8 exons. Gene Ontology annotation, biological process: carbohydrate metabolic process.
CUAACCUUCCUCUCUCUCCCGCUCGCUGUCUGGGCCCGCCGCCGCCUACGCGCCGUCCGCCGCCACUCGCCGCCUCCCCGCGCCGCGUGCCACGGCUGCCCCGCGUGCACCGCCGCCUGCCUCGCGCCGCUGCGCGCCCAGCUCGCCGGAGAAGAAGACGCCCUGCUUGUCGGAGAAUAAGCGCCCUAUUCAACAUUUUGAUUUUAGCAUUUUCAACAUUUCGCGUUCCCAAUUUCAACAUUUCUUCUUUACAGUUUUAACAUUUUGAAAGUCAAAUGUUGAAUCUGUUUAAGAAAAAUAUUGAGUCAAUCGUAUUAAAAUAUUAAAUAUGUUUGCAGCAGCUUAAUUUAUCUACCCAGGAUAAUUGGGCCAAAGUGGGCUUUAAAGAUGGAAGGAUCGAUAGGAAGCCCCCGCGCUGCACCGCGUCGCCCACGGCCCACCGCCGGAGAAAUGCCGCCGCGUAGACGAGAUCGCCGGAGACCCCGCGACCCGUCGCCGCCGCCCUCCGAUGCAAGGGCACCACCCUCCGCCUCAGGCAUCCGUCUCACCCUCCUCGCCCCUGUCGUUGUUCUGCUCCUUGUCCUCGCCGCCCUUGGCUUCUCCGGCCGCCUCUCCCGGUCCCCUCCCCACCCCCAGACGCUGCAGACCACCGCCCACUCCGUCUACGAGCGCGGCCUCGUCAAGCGCGACGUCUCCUCACGCGAGAUCCUCGCAGAGCGCACAAGGAUUUCCGAGAAGCGGUCGCAGCGCCAGUUCCCGAACCCUGUCCUCGCCUAUGUGACCCCCUGGAACUCCAAAGGUUAUGACAUGGCAAAAUUGUUCAGUGCAAAGCUUACUCACAUAUCACCAGUGUGGUAUGAUUUGAAGAGUGAUAGGAACAUGUUAGUUCUAGAAGGAGAACAUAAUUUUGAUGCCACAUGGGUCUCUGAACUUCAAAGCAACGGGUCUCUGGUAGUACCAAGAGUUGUCUUAGAAGCAUUUCCUGCUGUUAUACUAUUGGAAAAGAUGCAAAAAGCAAAAGCUAUUGAUCUAAUAGUGAGUGAAUGCAGGGAUAAGGGCUAUGAUGGUAUUGUUCUAGAAUCCUGGUCAAGAUGGGCUGUUUAUGGUGUGCUGGAUGAUCCAGAGCUACGUUACAUGGCACUUCAAUUUGUUAAGCAGCUGGGGGAGGCUUUGCAUUCAAUCAGCUCUAAAUCAAGUAACCGCCAUUUGGAAUUAAUUUAUGUUAUCCCAGCUCCAAGAAUGCAAGAGCUCAGUAAUCAAGACUUCAGACCAGAAGAUCUCCUGCAAUUGGCUGACUCAUUAGAUGGGUUUUCUCUUAUGACAUACGACUUCUCAGGGCCUCAAAAUCCUGGUCCCAGUGCACCUCUGAAGUGGGUACAGCAUUCCUUAACAACACUCCUUUCAGCCAAAGGUUCUUCGCCUUCUCGUAACCAUUCUCGGAUGAUAUUCCUUGGCAUCAAUUUUUACGGGAAUGAUUUUCUACUGUCUAGAGGCAGCGGUGGUGGUGCUAUCACUGGGAGAGAUUUUGUUCAUUUGCUUGAGAAGUACAAGCCAUCUUUGCAGUGGGAUGAGAAAAGUUUAGAGCACUUUUUCAUCUAUUCACAUGAAGGUGUGAGGCAUGCUGUAUUUUUCCCAACACUGAUGUCUCUUUCUUUACGUUUGGAUGAAGCGCGAAAUUGGGGAACAGGUCUUUCGAUUUGGGAGAUUGGACAAGGUUUGGACUACUUUUUUGAUGUUCUAUAGCAAUGCCUCAACAUGCCUUUGUUAUUUUUGGAGGUGGGUCAGUUAAACUACUGCUGUGAAGGAUUUGAGAACCUCAUCCGUAUGGCCUUUUGGUACCAUAUGCACUUUGGGCGUUGUUCUUUUCAGCAUUGAUACUAUCAUCUGAUAAUUGUUCACAUUUUCCAUGAGAAAUUGCUGUGCUGAA